UCCCCGCCCCAUCAGCGCUGCUUCCGGGGCGGAAGGCGAGACACGUCAUCUUCGGGUUCCCACCGCCAGCUGGGCAGUGGAUGGUGGGAAGCAAGAUGGCGGCCACCGCCAGCAUUCGGGAGAGGCAGACAGUGGCUUUGAAACGUAUGUUGAAUUUCAAUGUGCCUCAUGUUAAGAACAGCACUGGAGAACCGGUGUGGAAGGUACUCAUUUAUGACAGAUUUGGCCAAGAUAUAAUCUCUCCCCUACUAUCUGUGAAGGAGCUGAGAGACAUGGGAAUCACUCUGCAUCUGCUUUUACACUCUGACCGAGACCCUAUUCCAGAUGUUCCUGCAGUGUACUUUGUAAUGCCAACUGAAGAAAAUAUCGACAGAAUGUGCCAGGAUCUUCGAAAUCAGCUCUACGAAUCCUAUUACUUAAAUUUUAUUUCUGCUAUUUCAAGAAGCAAACUGGAAGACAUUGCAAAUGCAGCUCUGUCAGCUAGUGCUGUAACACAGGUCGCCAAGGUUUUUGACCAGUAUCUCAAUUUUAUUACCUUGGAAGAUGACAUGUUUGUAUUAUGUAAUCAAAAUAAGGAGCUUGUUUCAUACCGUGCCAUUAAUAGGCCAGACAUCACAGACACAGAAAUGGAAGUUGUCAUGGACACCAUUGUUGACAGCCUCUUCUGUUUUUUUGUUACCUUAGGCGCUGUUCCCAUCGUCCGAUGUCCACGAGGAACGGCAGCAGAGAUGGUGGCGGUGAAACUAGAUAAGAAACUUCGGGAAAAUCUAAGAGAUGCAAGAAACAGCCUUUUUACAGGUGACACGCUGGGAGCUGGCCAACUCAGCUUUCAGAGGCCCCUGCUGGUCCUUGUGGACAGAAACGUGGACUUGGCGACCCCUUUGCACCACACCUGGACAUACCAAGCAUUGGUGCACGACGUGCUGGAUUUCCACUUAAACAGAGUAAAUCUGGAAGAAUCUGCCGGAGUAGAGAAUUCUCCAGCUGGUGCUAGACCAAAGAGGAAAAACAAGAAGUCCUACGAUUUAACUCCAGUUGAUAAGUUUUGGCAGAAACAUAAAGGAAGUCCAUUCCCGGAAGUUGCAGAAUCAGUUCAGCAAGAGCUGGAAUCUUACAGGGCACAAGAAGGCGAGGUGAAGCGACUGAAGAGCGUCAUGGGACUAGAAGGGGAGGAUGAAGGGGCCAUCAGUAUGCUCUCUGACAACACUGCUAAGCUGACGUCAGCUGUUAGCUCAUUGCCAGAACUUCUUGAAAAAAAAAGACUUAUUGAUCUCCACACCAAUGUCGCCACUGCUGUCUUAGAGCACAUAAAGGCGAGAAAACUGGAUGUAUAUUUUGAAUAUGAAGAAAAAAUAAUGAGUAAGACCACCCUGGACAAAUCCCUUCUGGACAUCAUAGCAGACCCUGACGCAGGAACUCCAGAAGACAAAAUGAGGCUGUUUCUUAUCUACUACAUAAGCACGCAGCAAGCGCCGUCUGAGGCUGAUUUGGAGCAAUAUAAAAAAGCUUUAACAGAUGCAGGAUGCAACCUUAAUCCUUUACAGUAUAUCAAACAGUGGAAGGCUUUUGCCAAGAUGGCCUCAACUCCUGCGAGCUAUGGUAACACCACCACUAAACCAAUGGGUCUCUUAUCACGAGUCAUGAACACAGGAUCGCAGUUUGUGAUGGAAGGUGUGAAGAACUUGGUCCUGAAACAGCAAAAUCUGCCUGUUACCCGUAUUUUAGACAACCUCAUGGAGAUGAAGUCAAACCCUGAAACUGAUGACUACAGAUACUUUGAUCCCAAAAUGCUGAGGGGCAAUGACAGAGAGGAGUCAACACUGUCUGUGUUUGUACUUCUGCCUCGAGCUUGGCCAACAGUAGACGUAGACGCUGAGAGACCAGGGCGGCAUCUGCGUGCUGAUGAGCAGUGUCAGCAGUGGUGUGGCAAACAAGCCUGAGUGUUGUUUUAACAGAGUCGUCUCCUGAGCUAGCCCGUCACAGAUCUUGGUGUUUAAUCAUGAGUGAUGCUGUGCUGUUUAAGCCUCAAGUCUCUUCACCUCCUGUCUAAUCGCAGAAGUUAAAAUUCUAGUGUUAAACACUGGCAAGACAUUUUGAUCACGUGAACAUCUAGCCUUUUCUAUGGAAUGUGGAAUAUUUUAACAGACCGUAGAAGUGAGAAAAGAUGGUGGAGCUGUGAUGCCCCAGAACGUCAGGGCCUUCCUCUGAGGACAUCUACACUAUAAACCACACUGUAGAGCCUAAUUUUUAAAAUAUUUUAUUUAUUAUUUUUAUGUUAUGUGUCUGAGUGUAUUGCCUGCAUGUAUGUGAGUGCAC
Messenger RNA from Nannospalax galili (Upper Galilee mountains blind mole rat), 2316 nucleotides. RefSeq names its product sec1 family domain containing 1 (gene Scfd1). Gene Ontology annotation, cellular component: cytosol; Golgi membrane. Bases 81 to 1940 code for a protein of 619 amino acids. Gene Ontology annotation, biological process: endoplasmic reticulum to Golgi vesicle-mediated transport; intracellular protein transport. Gene Ontology annotation, molecular function: syntaxin binding. The transcript is spliced from 22 exons. The record is from RefSeq and is a predicted model, not a curated record. NCBI's taxonomy places the organism in Eukaryota, Metazoa, Chordata, Mammalia, Rodentia, Spalacidae.